AUGCUCUUCGCCGAGGACGACAAGCUCGUCUUCCGUUUCGACGACCACAUCCUCUGGGUGCAGCCAUGGGGCGAGAAUGCCUUCCGCGUGCGCGCAACUAGACAGGCGACAAUUCCAACAGAGGAUUGGGCCCUCUCCUCCAAGCCCUCCAGCCCCAGCCCAACCAUCGAGAUCUCCGCUGACCAAGAAGCGACUAUCACCAAUGGCAACAUCACAGCAACUGUGUCCCGCCGAGGCAAGCUCAUCAUCUACGACUCGAAGGGAAAUAAACUCCUGGAGGAAUAUUCCCGCAACCGCAAAGACCCAAUGGACCCCAAAUGCAGUGCAUUGGAUGUCGAGGCCCGCGAGCUGCGUCCAAUCCUGGGCGGCGACUACCACCUCACCAUGCGCUUCGAGUCUCUCGAUCACAAGGAGAAGAUCUUCGGCAUGGGCCAGUACCAGCAGCCCUACCUGAACCUGAAGGGUACAGAUCUCGAGCUGGCGCACCGCAACUCCCAGGCCAGUGUUCCUUUCGCGGUUUCCUCCCUCGGCUACGGCUUCCUGUGGAAUAACCCCGGCAUUGGACGGGCAAUUCUGGGAACGAAUGUCAUGAGCUUUGAGGCGUACUCGACCAAGGCAUUGGACUACUGGGUUGUGGCGGGUGACACCCCCGCGAAGAUUGAAGAGGCCUACGCCAAGGUGACCGGUUAUGUUCCAAUGAUGCCAGAAUACGGUCUUGGUUUCUGGCAGUGCAAGCUCCGCUACACAAACCAGGAGCAGUUGCUCAAUGUUGCGCGCGAGUACCGUCGCCGCGAAGUUCCUCUGGAUCUGAUUGUCAUUGACUUCUUCCACUGGAAGCACCAAGGAGAAUGGAGCUUUGAUCCUGAGUUCUGGCCCGACCCAAAGGCCAUGGUCAAGGAGCUCAAAGAGAUGAAGGUCGAGCUCAUGGUCUCCAUCUGGCCCACGGUCGAAAACGCCUCCAAGCACUUCCCCGAAAUGCUCGAGAAAGGCCUCCUCAUCCGCCACGACCGCGGCCUACGCGUAGCAAUGCAGUGCGACGGCGACAUCACGCACUUCGACGCGACAAACCCCGAAGCCCGCGAAUUCGUCUGGAGCAAAGCCAAGCAGAACUACUACGACAUGGGCAUCAAAGUAUUCUGGCUCGACGAAGCCGAGCCCGAGUACUCCAUCUACGACUUCGAUAUCUUCCGCUACCAAGCCGGCAGCAACCUGCAGAUCGGAAACACCUACCCUAAAGAGUACGCACGUGGAUUCUACGAAGGCAUGGAGGCCGAGGGCCAGACCAACAUCGUCAACCUGCUGCGGUGCGCGUGGGCCGGUAGCCAGAAGUACGGAGCGCUCGUGUGGAGCGGCGACAUCGCGUCGUCGUGGAGCUCGUUCCGCAACCAGCUCGCCGCAGGCCUGAACAUGGGCCUAGCUGGUAUCCCAUGGUGGACGACGGAUAUCGGCGGAUUCCACGGCGGAAACCCGUCCGAUCCUUUGUUCCGCGAGCUGUUCACGAGAUGGUUCCAGUGGGGAACGUUCUGUCCUGUUAUGCGGCUGCAUGGUGAUCGCGAGCCGAAGCCAGAGGGACAGCCCACGGCUGAGGGAGGCGAUAAUGAGAUCUGGUCUUACGGCGAUGAGGUUUAUGAGAUCUGUAAGCGGUAUAUUUGGAUCCGUGAGCAGAUGCGUGAUUACACGCGCGAGUUGAUGCGCGAGGCGCAUGAGAAGGGUACUCCUGUUAUGAGGACUUUGUUCUAUGAGUUCCCGGAGGAUAAGCGGGCUUGGGAGGUUGAGACUCAGUAUAUGUAUGGAGCAAAGUACUUGGUUGCGCCUGUCUUGGAGGCUGGUCAGCGUACCAUGACGGUCUAUCUGCCAGCUGGGGCAUCAUGGAAGUUCUGGGAUGGUGUGUAUGAGGGCGGUCGCGAAGUUGAGGUCAAAUGCCCGAUUGAUAGUAUGCCUGUCUUUUGCCGUCAAUAG
Penicillium vulpinum is the source of this 1959-nucleotide messenger RNA. Its product is annotated as putative glycosyl hydrolase. Lineage: Eukaryota; Fungi; Ascomycota; Eurotiomycetes; Eurotiales; Aspergillaceae. The transcript has 2 exons. Gene Ontology annotation, biological process: carbohydrate metabolic process. The coding region runs from base 1 to 1959 and encodes 652 amino acids. The record is from RefSeq and is a predicted model, not a curated record. Gene Ontology annotation, molecular function: hydrolase activity, hydrolyzing O-glycosyl compounds; carbohydrate binding.